Messenger RNA from Paramormyrops kingsleyae, 8334 nucleotides. The record is from RefSeq and is a predicted model, not a curated record. Lineage: Eukaryota; Metazoa; Chordata; Actinopteri; Osteoglossiformes; Mormyridae.
AGCUGAACACACGCACGCACGUCGGAAUAUUCAUGUGAAGCCGGCACUCCUUACUUAUGCAGCCGAUAUGCGGUCUUUCCAAUGAAUGCGGCAUCGUUCAUUUUAGUGAUUUGUGCUCACACAUCUUACUGCUAAUGGUAAUUCUGCUGCGCAAAUUACAAAAAGGUGUGAUCGCUGACAAACGUCAAAGUUGACGGAGAUGGAGCGCGGAACGCUGUGAGCAGUUCGGCUUCUCGGCAGCAGAAAGCUCCUCUAUCAACAUGUUCAUAUUCAAACAGGAGGAUGUUGAGGAAUAUUAUGAAAUCGGAGAGGAGCUUGGAAGCGGCCAGUUCGCAGUGGUCAGGAAAUGUCUGGAGAAAGGCACAGGAGUAGAGUAUGCAGCCAAGUUCAUCAGGAAGCGGCGCAACAAGUCCAGCCGCCGAGGUGUGACCAGAGAGGCCAUCGACCGUGAGGUUGGCAUCCUGAAGGAGAUUGAACAUCCCAACAUUGUCGCACUGCAUGACGUGUUCGAGAACAAGGCCGAGGUCAUCCUCAUUAUGGAACUUGUGGCUGGGGGGGAGCUCUUCGAUUUCCUGGCUGAGAAGGAGUCCCUAACAGAGGAGGAAGCGACCCAGUUUCUCAGGCAGAUCCUGGAUGGCGUCUCGUACCUUCACUCAAAGCAGAUCGCCCACUUUGAUUUGAAGCCUGAGAACAUCAUGCUGCUGGACAACAUGGUGCCUCAUCCACGCAUUAAGCUCAUCGACUUUGGUCUGGCUCACAAGAUCAAUUUUGGUCACGACUUCAAAAACAUCUUUGGGACUCCAGAAUUUGUUGCUCCAGAAGUUGUGAAUUACGAGCCGCUUGGCCUGGAGGCUGACAUGUGGAGUAUUGGUGUCAUUACAUACAUACUGUUGAGUGGGGCAUCACCUUUCCUUGGAGACAGCAAACAGGAGACUCUGGUCAACGUCUCUGCAGUGAACUACAAAUUUGAUGAAGAUUUCUUCAGUAACACCAGUACUCUCGCCAAAGACUUCAUAGCAAGGCUCUUGGUCAAAGACCCAAAAAAAAGAAUGAGCAUAGGGGACAGUCUGCAGCAUCCAUGGAUCAAGCCAAAAGACAAUGAGCAAGACACAAGCAGGAAAGAAUCCACUGUCAAUAUGGAGAUGUUUAAGAAGUUUGCUGCCCGGAGAAAAUGGAAGGGCAGGGACAGGAGGUUCGAGCUGGAUGAGCGUAGGGAGCGAGAUGGAGUGUGCAGCUGUGUGAUGCAUCCAUCUUCCCUGUGUUUACAGCACGGAACUCCACCUCUCCUCAUAGCUGCAGGUUGCGGAAGCAUCCCCAUCAUCGAAGUGCUGGUGAAGAAAGGGGCUGAUAUCCAGGCCCACGACAAGGCAGGUGCAAAUGCGGUUUAUUACGCGGCGAGACACGGACAUGUGGAGACCCUGAAAUUUCUCCAUGAAAGGAAGUGCCCGCUUGAUACUCAGGACAUGUCUGGAGAAACCUCACUGCACGUGGCAGCAAGGUAUGGCAACAUGGACGUGGUCCAGUACCUCUGCAGUAUUCACGCCAACCCCAACCUUGUAGAUAAGGAAAAUGAGACACCGCUGCAUUGUGCAGCCUGGCAUGGAUACUACCCUGUGGCAAAGGCACUGUGCAAGGCGGGCUGCCAAGUCAAUGUAAGGAACAGUGAGGGCGAGAGCCCACUCUUAACAGCGUCAUCCAGGGGCUUCCGGGACAUUGUGGAGUGUCUGGUGGAGCAUGGAGCCGACCUGGACUCCAUGGACAAGGACGGCCGCAUUGCUCUGCACCUGGCCGUGCGCAGGAGCCAAGUCGAGGUGGCGAGGUGGCUCAUCGGCCACCGCUGCCGCGUGGACCACCAGGAUCACCAUGGUAACACCCCUCUUCACGUCGCCUGCGAGGACGGCAACCUGGACAUCGUGUGGGCCCUCUGCAACGCCAAGGCCAACCUGGACACUCCAAAUAUACUUGGGAGGACACCACUGCACCAGGCUGCUAGCAGUGGAGCCCUUGAAGUUGUACGACACCUCUGUGCCUCUGGCGCCAACAUGGAUGCUGCUGACAAUGAUGGGAAAUCAGCCGAGGAUCUCACCAGGACGGGACUCCAUGACAAAAUCAUCAGUCUCCUGGGAAAGCUCAAGAAAGAUCACCACAAGGGGAGCUUCCUGCACCAACUGCGGCCCACGCAGACGCCACAGCCUCGCAUCAAGCUGAAAGUGUUCGGCCACUCUGGUGCCGGCAAGAGCACCCUGCUGGAGUCCCUCAAGUGUGGCAUUCUGAGGAGCUUCUUCCGCAGGAAGAGGUCCCGCCUGCCCUCCGCCAGCUCCCCGCGCUUCACGCUCUCCCCGACACCUCCUGUACCCACAGUGUCUAUGAGCGUCUCCAAUCUGUAUCCCGGGUGCGAGAAUGUGAACGUCCGGCGACGCAGCAUGAUGUUUGAGCCCAGCCUUGCCAAGGGGGUCCUGGCGGUCUUCUCUCCCAUGCACAGUGCUCAGUCUACAGUGGUCGACCAGUCUACCAAAGCCAUCGACAUCCAGAACAUCAGCAUCAAUGGAGUGGGAGACUUCAGUGUGUGGGAAUUCUCCGGUAACCCUGUGUACUAUUGCUCCUAUGACUGCUUUGCUGCUAACGAUCACACGGCCGUACACCUGGUGCUCUUCAGUCUGGAGGAUCCCUACGAGGCCCAGCUCAACCAGGUCACCUUCUGGCUGAAUCUCCUCAAGUCGCUCACCAUGCUGGAAGACAGCAUCACUUUUGGUGGAAAGGUGAAGCAUCCACUGUGUGUUGUGCUGGUGGCGACCCACGCAGACACUGUGAACCUCCCUCAUCACUGCGGAGGGGAAUUUGCCUACGACAAGGAGAAAUCACUGCUCAAAGAAGUCAGGAACAGGUUUGCAAAUGAUCUACGAAUCUCAGAGAAGCUCUUUGUCAUGGAUGCUGGGGCAUCAAGCUCCAAAGUGAUGAAGCUCCUGAGAAACCACCUUCAGGACCUGAGAGGCUCCAUUAUCUCUUCUUGCCCACCUAUGACACAACUGUGUGAGAAAAUUCUUUCAACCCUGCCCUCCUGGAGAAAGCAUCACCGGCCCAAUCAGCUCAUGCCCUGGCACAAGUUUGUGGCGGAUGUUCAGGAGCACAUGAACCCCCUGGCCAGCGAGAAGACCCUGAGGGAGGUGGUCUCGCAGCUGCACAGCAUGGGGGAGAUGAGCCUUCUGCAGAGUGAGAUGAUCCAGGAUAUUGUGCUGCUGGACCCGCGGUGGCUCUGCAGCAACGUCCUCACCAAGAUUCUGUCCAGUGACACUCCGAAAGCCAUCCACCACUACAGGGGGCGCUUCAGCCUAGAGGAGCUUCAGAGCCUGCUGGCAGAUCGUGACGUGGACGAGUUGCUGCAAAUCCUGGAUGCCAUGGAUGUGUGUGUGCGUGACCCCCUCAAUUCUACCAUGGUGGACAUCCCAGCCCUCAUCAGGGCCAAUGGCCUGCACCACUCUUGGACAGAUGAGGAAGAAGAUGAGGAAGCUUUUGUGUAUGGUGGUGUGCGUGUGGUGCCCGCAGAGCAUCUCACCCCCUUCCCAUGUGGUCUGUUUCACAAGCUGCAGGUCAACCUCUGUCGCUGGAUCCAUCAGCAGCAACCAGAAGGAAGUUCCAUCCGUCUGUGGACCAAUGGGGCCAAAAUCUCACACAGGGGUGUGGAGGUCAUACUGCGGCUGGUUAACCACGGCCAGGGAAUCGAGGUCCAAGUGCGUGGACUGGACUCGCUAAAAUGUUAUGUCCUGCUGGAUGUGAUGUGCAACCUCACUGACAACCUUCUAGCUACCACUCUACCUGGGCUCAUGACAGUGAAGCACUACUUGAGUCCCCAGCAGCUGAGAGAGCACCAUGAGCCCAUCAUGGUCUACCAGCCAAGGGACUUCUUCAGGGCCCAGGCACAGAGGGAGACCACCCUCACCAACACCAUGGGAGGGUACAAGGAAAGCUUCAGCAGCAUCCUCAGCCUCAGCUGCACAGAGGUCUAUCACCAGGCCAACCUGGGUGUGGAUGUUCACAUAUCAGACAUUGGCCUUCUGGCAAGGAGGAAGCUCUGUCGACUUUUGGACCCACCGGAUGCCAUGGGUAAGGACUGGUGCCUUCUCGCCAUGAACCUGGGCCUGUCAGACCUUGUGGCUAAAUACAACCGUGCCAAUGAUACUCCUGGAGCAGAUGUGACUUACCCUAGCCCCACUGCCCUGCUCCUGCAGGAGUGGAGUAGGCAUCCUAGCAGCACGAUUGGCGUCCUCACUGCCAAGCUGAGGGCACUGGGGCGCAGGGAUGCAGCCGAUUUUCUGCUAAGGUCAUCCCCAGUGUUCAAGGUCAACCUGGAGGUGACCACCCUGGACAACUAUGGGCCUACUUGCAAUGGGGGGACCUCCCACAACUCCAUCAGCUCUGUAAUAUCCCGGUGAAACAAUCAGCCAAGCAGGUGGAAUUUCAAUCAAAGUGGGAUGCAGCCAUUUACUGUAUUGACUUCUGGUAUGUGUCAUGUCCAGGUUAAAUGCACUUACAGUAGAUGCAUUAUGAAUGGCCAUUUACCAUAGAAGCAUAGUCUCUUGUCCCUAAAUACACCAGAGUCUAUCAGAGAAAGUAUGUUGAUAAUCCAGCAUUAGCAUUACUUAUUUAUACUGUUUGACUAAAUAUACAUUUGCAACAAUUUAUUCUUAAUAAUGAACUCUGCAUUACCUGCUGUUAUAAGUAAGGCAGUAUUCUAGAAGUUAAACUCUCUGGAUAUAUUGUAUAAUAAAGGUCCAUUGGGCAUUAUUUUGGCUGACAUUUUUAAUGCUUAGCCAGUUUGGAAAAAACCUCCCAACAGAAGCUGAGUACAAUCAUUCCUCUACCCUGCUGAGCCUACUUUUGUGGGAGUUAUAAGGCAUAAAGAAGAUGGGAAAACUGCAGCUAAAAAGAAGGGUAACUUAAUAACCAGAAGACAGUAAUUGACUUGUGAUGUGACCCAUUGCAGGGCCACCUACUACCCUCUUCAAGUAAGAUUUUUUUUUUACCUAAUUUAUUGUAGUGGAAUAGUCUAAUAUUUAAGUAGUUAGAAAAGUAAAGGGGUUUCUCCUCAGUCAACCAGUUUCACUUUGAAAGCAUAUUGUCAUAUGUAAUAUGCGAUGGAGAUCAAUACAGUGAGUGUUUACAAAUAAAGAUAGAUCUAUUACUUUUUCUACCUUUUUAUGAUUCUUACAUAAUAGACGAACAUUUAUUGUUUAUAUAAAUGGAAAUCAUUCUGCCGCUGUAUAUGGUGACCUACGCUGACAUCAUAGCUUCCACAUCAGUGUAGAGACACUUCAACAUAAAGAUUUUCACCUAUCCUGUGCUGUGACAAGACAGCACAGGUGCUGAGAUGUCGAGGUUUGCUACACCAUUAUUCAUUUUCAGCAGACAGUAGAUUGCUGAUAUUUAAUUUAUUUGAUUGUUGAUAUUUCAGUUUAGGAUCUGCUGUGUUACAGCAUGGUCUUUUCAACCAGAGCUGCCAAAUGAGUAGGUAACCUAACAUGUAGAACAACUUAAUGAUAUGAGUUACCAGAUCUAGAAGGUGAUCCUUAUGACAGUAAAGCAAUGAUACCAGACACAUGGCCCCAACUAACUCCUUCCAACAAUAAUUAACAUUUAAUUAUUAUAUGACACUAUUUAUUAACAUUUUACCCAGUUAUAAUACUAGAGUUAUUACUGAAUCAAUUCAGUAAGUGAAGAUCCUUAAUACAGCAGGACCCCUUGCUGAAUCAGCAAACAGAAUAGUGGUCAAUAGCAAAAACUGAAAACCUGAAUGUUAUAGGAUCAAGGCCCAGAAAAGUUGCGGGGUGAUGUGUGGGUUAAUGGUCUUUGCCUGUGAUUGGGUGGUAACUGGUUCAAAUACCACUGAACAAGGCCUUGACUCUCAAUUUAUCCAGGGACUGGCUGACCCUACCAUCCCAAAUGUAUAUUGCUUUGGACAAAAGCAUCUGCUAAAUAUGUUAAUGUAAUGUUACUGAGAAACAGAUCAGCAGAUGGCUCAGUACCCCACUGCACCUGGGCUACAGGUCUGAAUCCCUCUCUGCCAGAUUGAAUGUUUCUUGUGUUGUUCUUUGGUCAUUGUGCAAUGCAGAUAUGCUACAAUGCAGACAUACCUUACACAACAGUAUCUUACAGGAUAUACUGCAGUUCACUGCAACCAUAACUGGAUGAGUGGUUACUGAAAAGUGCUUCAUUAAUUAAUCAAUACAUAAACUCAAGUCAAUAAUAUGGUCACAUUUUCUUGAUCCACUUCAAGCUACCUUUCUGAAGCUGUCUAAGGUUUCGCACCCACACAUUAAAAUAGCAGACAUACCCCUCCUGUAGAAAAACAUAAACAAUACUUGUUUAUUUAUUUAUUUUCUAAUCCAUUGAAAUAAUCACCAAGUAAGGUACCACUGAUUUGAUUAAUUGUAAUGGACAAUUUAGAAAGUGACAUUUGUUACUUAGCAUAGAGAGAAUCAUUGUAUUAUUAUAAAAUUUUAAAAAAAAACAACAAAGUACAUCUUUAAAGGGUUAUUCACACUUGAGACACUAGCAAAGCAAGGGGGAGGUGUUUUUGUUUGUCUGAUAGUGGGAAUGUUAGCUACCUGUAGCAGCCUUUCAGUGUUGUCAUACAUGUGCACUCCAACCUGAAGCACGCUAGGUUCAUCAUGACUAUCAUGCAUGUGGGAGACUUGCAGGGUGAAUCAAGUUACUGCUUGAAAUGGUUUUGAUGUACCAGCAGGGGGAGCUCUUUUCCCGGGAGUUGGGACUAUCUGAAAGGUCAAUGUCCCAUUGCAAUCAGUGGGACAGUCAGAUGACUCGAAAUGGAUUUCUUGACAUUUUGAUUCUUGAGUAUUUUUACUUAUCUUGUUUUCCUAGAAGAUCCUCACUCAAAUCCUGUGUGUCAAAUCAUUUUUUUUUAUUUUUUUAUUUCCACUUCUGCAAGUUUCCAUUUUAGUACCCUCAACACAAACUGUCAUUGAUGACUAAAAUACAAAGUAGCACUUUUAAUUUGUAUCUAUUCUAACCCCAUGUGCAAGCUGUCUGCUCUAAAGUAUUAAUCUGGCAAAGCUAGUCUAUGUGAAAUAUUUAAAUAUUAAAGAUCAAAUAUAUAAAGUUAAAAAUAUUGUUAGAGUUUUGAUACUUUUCACGUUGGGUUGGUGGAAAGGUUUCAGAAUUAUUUGCAGAGAAAAUACUUGUAUAAACUUUGCUUAAGUGUCUUGCCAUAAAAAUCAAAGGUUUCCAAUUCUGUUCUACAGUGGUCACAGGGUCUUCACAUUUGCACUGUGUCUCAGAGCUUAACUGAUUAAUUAAAUUUCCCAACUGGAUAUACUGUAAAGUAAAUGGGCUUUUCCUAGAGUCAAUCAGCUUUUCAAUAGUUGAGUUACACCCCACAAUCUUAUUAUCCAUAUAAAUGUAAUUAGGAAUUGAAGUGUGAAACACAUUGGAAAAACUGUAGACCGCAUGACCCAUGUGUGUGUGUGUGUGUGUGUGUGUGUGUAUAUGUAUAUAUAUAUGUAUAUGUAUAUGUGUGUAUAUAUAUAUAUAUAUAUAUAUAUAUAUUUAAAUAUGAGUGAGAGAGAGAGAGAGCAUAUAUGUACUGUUCACAAACACUAGUCUAAAGCACAGAGGGAAAAAAAAUAUAUUUGUCUUUUUUCCCUCCAGACAAAAGGAUAUUUCAGUAGUUUUAAAUGGCACUUUACAAAAGAAAUUAAAUUUAGAAAGAAAUUAAAUUAUUCAUUUUAAUUAUGUACAAAAUUUACCUAAAGAAAACAUUUCCUUUACAUGAGGGAAUUAAAUUUAGGGGAGAGAGAAACCAUGCAUUAAAGAUUCAGUCCUGGUUUUGCACAUCUUUUUGUUUAUUUAUAUUGAUUAUUGUGAUUUUAAAGCAUGCAUUGAUAUUUUCUUAAUACUUUCUCCGAUGUUAAGGAUAUUGUGCAUUUUACAAUAAAUUGAAUUUAAUUAGCUUAUCAUACAUUGUUUCCAUUCUUUUCUAAGAUUGAUUUACUGACCACACUUGUGAGUUAUUCAAGGGGAUGUGCUUUGAUCAGUUGAAUGCUGAUUAGGUCACUGACUUUAGUUUGAAGCUUUUUUUUUUUACUUUAGUACCCUUUGUCAGUCUCCAUUUUCCAAUGGGGGAAAAUGACUUGCUAAUGCAAUCCAGCCAUUAUUGUUUUGUGUUUAAAAAACAAGAAAUGCAGUGUUUGAUCAAUUCCUGUGACGUCUUUUUUAACCAUUAAAACUGAUAUUACUAUGUUUUGGAAAUGAUUGUACCAAAAUGUUAUUCAUUAAAAUAAAUGUGCCACUCAUAUAUUUUUAACCAAAUAAAGAUGAUGA